AUGGCCACUGCCGCCUCCAAGGAGAACCUUGUGGAUUUCAACGUUCUCGGAAACGUGAGAACGGUGACGUUGAACAGACCAAAGAAACUCAAUGCGCUCAACACCGAGAUGUGCACCGAAAUCAUUCCAAGACUUGUGGAGUACUCCAAGUCCAAGUCUGCAAGUUUAGUGCUAAUCAAAUCAAGCUCUGAAAAGGCCUUCUGCUCUGGCGGUGACGUUAUCCAAUGCGCAAAGAACAACAUGGCCGAUGAGUCUCCAAAAUCUAUCGAGUUUUUUCAGAACGAGUACAACUUGAACUACUUGCUAUCGAUAUACGGUAAGCCUGUCGUUUCCUUAGUCAACGGUAUCGUUAUGGGUGGCGGUGUAGGAUUGUCCGUCCAUGGUUCAUUUCGGGUGGUCACCGAUUCAACCAGAUUUGCCAUGCCAGAAUCUUCGAUCGGCUUUUUCAGCGAUGUCGGUACUUCCUACUGGUUACCAAAGCUCGAUGCAAACCUUGGUUACUACCUCUCCUUGACUGGUGACGAACUAACUGGCUAUGACACAUUGUUGAUGGGUUUUGGAACACAUUAUGUGCCAUCCUGUAGAUUUCCAGAAUUGAUCAGCAGACUUUCUGAAAUCGAGUUGCCAGACCUAUCUUUAGACAGAAGAAACUCAAAGGUUUUCAACCACAAUAAUAGCUCGCAGUUGUUUGCCAUUGUCAACUCUGCAAUUGAAGAGUUCGUGGAGGAGAUCCCAAGAACACACAAAUUCAAGUACACUCCAGAGCAGUUGAACACUAUCGAAAAGUGUUUUAAUCCAAAAACUAACAAGUUCGUCGAAGAUAUUAUUAACUCGUUGAAAGAGGAUGGUUCCGAAUUUGCACUUGAGACUGUGAAGAAAUUAAGCUCAAAAUCUCCUAUUUCUCUCAACCUUAACUGGAACAUGUUGUCAAGAAACAGAAAUGCAACCAUCCAAGAGUCUUUAACAAGAGAACUAAGAUUGGCAGCUAAGUUGAUGACCAACUAUCGUAAUAACGACUUCAAUGAUUUUAUAAAGAACAAGUUGAUUGAAAAGAAGGUCGAGAUAAUACCUUCCCAGUAUUACCCAACUCUCAAGGACGUCCCAUCUUCUAUUGUUGAUGAUUUGGUCUCAUUGGAUGUUUACAACCCUCAAUCUUCUGGUGGGUCGGAAAGCAAAGAAUCUUUAGAAAACUUGAUUGAAACUUUGAACAACUUGAAAAUUAGCAACUUUUCUGAGUUGGGAGAAAGUGUCGCCAAUUUCUCCAAAUCUCCCCACCACAUGGGUUUACCUUCGCAAUACGAAAUCGAAAGCUAUGUGAAAGGUUCUAAAAACUCUUCAAACCUACCACCUGUGACCUUUGCGGAGACUGUAAAUUACUUCAGAACCAAAUACAACGAAAAAGCAGGCGUUACCAACAAGGUCAAGUUGGUCUUGAAUAGAAAAUCACAUCCAAGCUCUGUUGAUGAGGGCUGCAUCGAAUGGACUGAUUAA
Molecule: messenger RNA, 1491 nt
Organism: Pichia membranifaciens NRRL Y-2026
Lineage: Eukaryota; Fungi; Ascomycota; Pichiomycetes; Pichiales; Pichiaceae
Exons: 1
Coding region: 1-1491 (496 amino acids)
Biological process (GO): L-valine catabolic process
Cellular component (GO): mitochondrion
Molecular function (GO): 3-hydroxyisobutyryl-CoA hydrolase activity
Source: RefSeq, a predicted model, not a curated record